GACACUACCAGCAUGGCGGGAUUGGAGCUGCUGUCGGAUCAGGGUUACCGCGUGGACGGGCGGCGGGCCGGAGAGCUGCGCAAGAUCCAAGCACGGAUGGGUGUCUUUGCGCAGGCCGAUGGCUCAGCCUACAUUGAACAAGGCAACACCAAGGCGUUGGCAGUAGUCUACGGACCUCACGAGAUGCGGGGGUCUCGGUCAAGAGCACUGCCAGACAGAGCACUGGUCAACUGCCAGUAUAGCAUGGCCACAUUCAGCACUGGGGAACGGAAGCGCCGGCCACACGGGGACCGCAAGGCUUGUGAAAUGGGACUCCAGCUGAGGCAGACCUUUGAGGCUGCCAUCCUGACCCAGCUCUACCCUCGCUCCCAGAUUGAUAUCUAUGUCCAGGUGCUGCAGGCAGAUGGUGGUAAUUAUGCAGCCUGUGUGAAUGCAGCUACCUUAGCCGUGUUGGAUGCGGGGAUCCCCAUGAGAGAUUUUGUGUGUGCCUGUUCAGCUGGCUUUGUGGACGGUACAGCCCUAGCUGACCUGAGCCAUGUGGAAGAAGCAGCUGGUGGGCCCCAGCUGGCUCUGGCCCUGCUCCCUGCCUCCGGCCAGCUUGCUCUGCUUGAGAUGGAUGCCCGCCUGCAUGAGGAUCACCUACAGCAGGUACUAGAAGCGGCUUCCCAAGCUGCCCGGGAUGUUCAUGCCUUAUUGGACCGAGUGGUCAGGCAGCAUGUCCGGGAGGCGGCCCUGCUUCUUGGAGACUGACCCUGACCCUGCAAUAAAGUUUUUCAGCCCUUCCCCAUGA
This is a messenger RNA of Gracilinanus agilis (Agile Gracile Mouse Opossum), 790 nucleotides long. RefSeq names its product exosome component 4 (gene EXOSC4). Gene Ontology annotation, biological process: U4 snRNA 3'-end processing; rRNA catabolic process; poly(A)-dependent snoRNA 3'-end processing. The coding region runs from base 13 to 750 and encodes 245 amino acids. The transcript is spliced from 3 exons. Gene Ontology annotation, cellular component: nucleolus; cytoplasmic exosome (RNase complex); nuclear exosome (RNase complex). Lineage: Eukaryota; Metazoa; Chordata; Mammalia; Didelphimorphia; Didelphidae. The record is from RefSeq and is a predicted model, not a curated record.